Messenger RNA from Salvia splendens (bonfire salvia), 1826 nucleotides. Its product is annotated as peptide chain release factor 1, mitochondrial. Gene Ontology annotation, molecular function: translation release factor activity, codon specific. Bases 68 to 1450 code for a protein of 460 amino acids. NCBI's taxonomy places the organism in Eukaryota, Viridiplantae, Streptophyta, Magnoliopsida, Lamiales, Lamiaceae. The transcript is spliced from 9 exons. Gene Ontology annotation, biological process: translational termination. The record is from RefSeq and is a predicted model, not a curated record.
AGAGAAUUGAUAUUUAAGUGGUUUGCUUUGAAGUAGGAAAACCGAAAAUUUAUUCAAACGGAUCACGAUGAGCAAACGAGCAGCAUUUUGGAAAUCGAAACUCUAUGAAUUUCACUCGCAUUUCUUCAAUCGCCCCAUAAUUGUUUACCGGCCGCCGCCGCAGCACCGCCGUAUCCACCUCCUGACUGCGAAAACACUCUUCCGCCGUCUCUACUCCGCCAGAGCUGCACUGUCCCAAUCCCAGCCCCAACUCUCCAACGAUCUCAUCAACAUCAUGGAACACAAACUAUCAGCUAUUGAAAAUCGACAUGCUCAAUUAGAGGCGAUUCUCAACCAGCCGGAUGCCUCGCCCGAAGAGUAUUCGACGGCCAACAAAGAGCUGAAGAAGCUCCGGCAUACGAUUGAUGUGGUGUCUGAAUUGAGAAAGAAGCAGCAGGAGAUUGGGGGCCUAAAAUCACUGAUUGACGAAGCUGAUGAAGACAAAGACAUGCGUGAAAUGGCUGCUGAUGAAUUGGGGCAGGCCUCUCAAGAAGAGGAGCGUCUGCGGUAUAUGCUGCUCAAGUCAUUACUACCGAAGGAUGAUGUCGAUGAACGUGACUGCAUCCUGGAAGUCAGAGCAGGAACUGGAGGGGAAGAGGCUUCUUUAUUUGCGAUGGAUAUCUUUAAAAUGUAUGAGAAGUACUCACAGAAUAAGGGUUGGAGGUUUGAAGUUCUUGGUGUGGCAGAAUCCGACAUUAAAGGUUAUAAGGUUGGUCGAGUAUCCUUUAGAUUCCAUGUUGCCUACGACUGUUUUUUUCAUAUUUUCAGCGUCACACGCUAUUGUUCUUCGAAAUGUUCUAUGAUUCCUCAGGAGGCUAGUGCCGCAAUCUCUGGUGCUGAUGUUUAUGGAAAGCUGAAAUUUGAGAGUGGAAUUCAUAGAGUGCAGCGAGUUCCGAUGACUGAGAAAUCUGGGCGAGUUCAUACCAGUGCCGUAUCUGUUGUUAUUCUUCCUCAAGCAGAUCAGGUGGAUGUCCAAAUCAGGAAUGAAGACCUAAAAAUUGAUACAUACAGGUCUGGUGGUUCAGGUGGUCAGAGUGUAAACACCACUGAUAGUGCCGUCAGGAUUACUCAUAUACCAACUGGUUUAGUAGUUGCCAUACAGGAUGAGCGAUCCCAACAUCAGAACAAGGCCAAAGCACUUAAAGUAUUGUGUGCGAAGUUAUAUGAGUUGGAAAGGACUCGGCUUGAUGCAAAUCGUUCAAAACUUAGAACAGAGCAGAUUGGUAGUGGCGACAGAUCAGAACGCAUCCGCACAUAUAAUUUCCCUCAAGGUCGUGUAACUGACCAUCGAGUUGGCAUCACUAGUCACGCAAUAGAUGAUAUAAUGGAGGGCGAGGAUCUAGACACAUUUGUUGAUGCUCUCAUCUUGCAACAAGAAAUGGAUGCCAUUGCAUCUUUCACUUCUACAUAGCAACCGAAGAGUUAAACUGGCUUUUACUACCUUCCAUUUGCAGUUGCAGAUUCUCUGGGACCAACCAAAGAUCCAUGUUUCGACCCGCAACUGCUUAAUCUUGUAUUCUACUGCGAAUAGAUUUGCCCGACCUAAAAGAUAAGUUAGUUGGUCUGAGAUUGCAAUUUGGCAACCACCUCCUGUUAGAUAUUGAUGGUGGUUUUUCCAUGUUUUGACAGAUGCUUUCAAGAUCGAACAUUUAGCUAGAGAAAUAACUAGAAUAUCAAUAUAUCAGAUGAUGUUGUUUGUGGCUUUAUGGCGGAAAAAUAAUUAUAUUGGGGAAAAGCAAGCUUGCUUGCUUACUUUUUUUUUAAAAUAAUGUUGUAUGCAGUGCUAA